This is a messenger RNA of Chelmon rostratus (copperband butterflyfish), 2260 nucleotides long. RefSeq names its product ubiquitin-conjugating enzyme E2G 2 (UBC7 homolog, yeast) (gene ube2g2). The record is from RefSeq and is a predicted model, not a curated record. Bases 101 to 598 code for a protein of 165 amino acids. Gene Ontology annotation, cellular component: cytosol; endoplasmic reticulum. The transcript is spliced from 6 exons. Lineage: Eukaryota; Metazoa; Chordata; Actinopteri; Chaetodontiformes; Chaetodontidae.
CGCAUGCGCACUGGAUCAUUCGUGGCGACAUCGGUUACGGAGAUAAAAAUAAAAACUCGGAGCUGACUUUCAUCGUGUGUUUUGUGUCCGUUAAACCGCGAUGGCCGGCACCGCGCUGAAGAGACUCAUGGCUGAGUAUAAACAACUGACUCUGAACCCACCUGAGGGCAUUGUUGCAGGUCCAGCCAAUGAGGAGAACUUCUUUGAAUGGGAGGCUCUCAUCAUGGGUCCUCAGGACACGUGUUUUGAAGGCGGAGUGUUUCCAGCUGUCCUCAGCUUCCCCUCUGAUUAUCCUCUCAGUCCUCCUAAGAUGAGGUUCACCUGCGACAUGUUUCACCCCAACAUCUAUCCGGACGGCCGGGUGUGUAUCUCCAUCCUUCACGCUCCAGGCGACGAUCCAAUGGGAUACGAGAGCAGCGCGGAGAGGUGGAGUCCAGUCCAGAGUGUGGAGAAGAUCCUGCUGUCUGUCGUCAGCAUGUUAGCAGAGCCGAACGAUGAAAGUGGAGCGAACGUGGACGCCUCUAAAAUGUGGCGGGAGGACAGAGAGCAGUUUUACAAACUCGCCCAGAAGAUCGUACGCAAGUCGUUGGGCCUGUAGAGAUGAUGUCAUCACCCUGCGGCGGCGCCCAGCACUCUGUGUUUGUGUUUAUUCCAGGAACUCCUCUUUUCUCCUCCGCUACCUUUUCACACAUCUGCAGACUGGAUGAAGAUGUGAGCCUCUUCUCGUCACCAUGGAAACCAAUAAAACACACACACACACACACACACACACACACACACACACAGAGUGCUGCUGAGACGGACAGAUCAAUAAACUGAUUAAUGGACGACUGGAGGCCAAACCGAUGUCACAGAUGUUUGGAUCAAUCUGGAAUGCAAACGUUACGUAACUUAAAAUUUACUCGCAGUCAGCAGAAGUAGAAGAAAAAAUGUCUUUGAUUCGUUGAUGUGGUCAUGCUUGCAGUGACAUCAUCAUCGCCGUUGUGGACCGUUUCAAACCGACAGCAGCAGGAAGCAGAGCACUGAGUCAGCCAAUCAAAUGUGUCCAUGCUCACAGACCAGGCGGAGCAACAUUAUUAUUAUUAUUAUUUUUAUUUUUUUUAAUUAUUAUAAUUAUUAUUAUCAUUAUUAUUAUCAUUAUUAUUAUUAUUAUUAUUAGGUUUGUGUGCAGGCUUUAACACUUUGAUGAAAAUCGAUGUCAGCAAUCAAUAGUCAAGGAAGUAAAAACCAGAAUGAAAUGAUGAUUCGUCGAUAAAAUCAAUCAACAUGAAACUGAAAAAACAAAACAAAACUAUCAAUAAAGAAGAAAAGCAGCCGCAGAUGAAGUACUGCUUUUACCCUAAACAAUGAAUAAGUGGAAGAUGACAUUAAGACCAAAUAUGGAAGUUUUAACAGUUGGCCACAGGAAGAGCAGUGAGUCCUUUCAAAAUAAAGGUCUGGUUUAUGUGACAGAGAGGAGCCGAACAGUCAGUCAGAGCAGAUUCAGUAAAGUCUGAGGAUCAUUUAAACCUUCACAGAAUGAAUCUCACUCGUAGCAUUUUGCUAAUUAGCUUCUUAAAGACGGACGAGUGACGUGAGCGUCUCUGACAGACGUGGACGCUGGAGGAAACGCCGCGGUCAUGCUGCGUCAGUUCACGUGUGUUUAGAAAUGAAAGCAGACGGACGGUGAAGCCUGGACUCGUCAGCUGAAGGUCCCGGCUGAUGUUUGCUUUUAGGUCACAUUAGUGUUGACUUUGAACCAGAAAAAUCAGGUCAAAACCGGAUCAAACGAGCUUUUGCUGUGAAAAGCUGUUGAAUUGAAUUGAAGGCGACUUCUCAUGUUGUUCAGACAGGAGACGCGCUGAAAUGUUCCCUUUGGACAGACGUCUCACAGUCCACCACCGUGGAGACACGUUGAUAAUGGAAGGAAAGCAUGGCCUGUGCCUGUAACGCUUCCUGCUGCUGUCGGUCUGAAAUCAUCUGGACUCUGGUGAUAAAUUCAGCUUCAGCAUCAGGUGGAACAGAAGCUCGUCAGCUUCUCUCAGUUGGACUUUAUGCACUUUAUCUCUUCCCGGAGGACGCGUGUCUCCGUCUGUCGUCAGGAGCUGCAGCUGUUCAGAGGAGCUCCAGCUGCUUUUAGGCUUCUUCUUCUUUUUUAAUGGAUUUCGGUGAAGUUCUCGGUUUUUGUUGACGGAUGAUGGAGAGAGAAGCUUUGGUGUGAAGAGUUUUUUAAUUUGUUGCUUUGGAAGUACUUCAUGAGAAUAAACAGAGGGAAGAACGA